AUGUCUGGUUUCCAGUUAGCCACUGGUUCAGAGACCUUUUCAAGAUCCACCACCUACAUGGUGCAGUCCAUCCUCGGACAGGGCUCUUUCGGCACAGUCGCAAAGUGCACCAACAUGUGCGACAACACAACUGUUGCCAUCAAGACCAUGAAGGACGAGUACCCUUUGGACUACGCAGCAAGGAAAGAGGUGAGAAGCGCAAACUAGCCGUGUUUACUAAAAACUUAGGCAGAUUGUUUUCUAUCCACAGUAUCUGAUCACUGCUCUUUAACGUGUGUAAAUCCAAACUAAAACCUGUCUGUCAUCUGUCAUGUGUCCUCAGGUGAAUGCCCUCUUAAAACUGUCAGUGCUCGACACGGACAAGUCCAACAUUGUCCAAUGGCACAAAGCCUUCACUGACAGAGGACAUUUUUGUAUUGUGUUCGAGCACUUGGACAAAAGCCUCCUUGAUUUUAUGGAGGAGAGGAACUCGGAACCUCUCCUUCUGAGCGUGAACAGACCGAUCAUCCAGCAGGUAUGAGCAAAUGAAUUUAUCUCUGAUUUUAAACAAGAACAAAUACUGAUGUUCACGUAACAUCCUGAGCUUUGUUGUUUAGUUAAUGACCUUUAUGACUUCUUAGGUAGCCAAUGCUCUGGAUCAUUUGAAGACCAUCGGUAUGAUCCACGCAGACCUUAAGCUGGACAACGUCAUGCUGGUGGAUCAUCAACAUCAGCCCUACAGAGUCAAAGUGAUUGACUUUGGUCUCGCAGAAGACGUGUCAGCAACAACACUGGGCUCAUACGUCGGGACCUGUCAAUACAAGUAAGGAACCAGAACCACGUCUGAUAUCUCAGCUGCUUAUUGGGAGCUUGCACAUCAACACAUACUUAUGUUUUGUUGGAGGAUUUGCUGCGUUAUUUGUAGAAUUAAUGUGUGAUAUAUCUUUGUGUAUACAUCUAUCAUGUUUGUUUGUCCUCUCAUAGAGCUCCAGAGAUUUUUUUGGGGCUUCCCUACACAGAGGCCAUCGACAUGUGGUCUCUGGGUAUCAUGGCUGCCAGCAUGUAUCUUGGCACUUUACUGUAUCCUGGCCUGAGUGAUUUUGAUAUGGUACUUUAAGUUCACUGUUUCUUUCUCAAAACAGAGUUUCAUGUGACUGAAAUAAUCAUCAAGAAUCAGCGUUUAAUUUGUAUUUUAUCUCUAAACUUCUCACUUUAUAACCUCCUCACAUCAAUGUGUGUUUAAUUGAAACAUAUUUUUUAAUCUUUUAAUUGAUUUAUUCUUUUAUGAAGAAUUUUUCCUCUUCACUUUGAUGUCACCAUGUAACUUCUUGUUUUUGCUGUAUUUUCAGAUGAGGUUCAUUGUUGAGACUCAGGGUCCACCACCAGACAACCUGCUCAACAAGGGGCUCAAGACAUCCAAGUUUUUCCAGAGAGUUAACUGGCCCAACUAUCAAUGGAAAAUCAAGGUACCUAACACUAACUCUUACCCUACACUUUACCAGUAGCCAGUCACAUUUUUCUUAAAUAUGGAUGUUGAUUUGGAGGCAUCAUUGUGUCUGGUUGGCUAAGAAGGUUUCCAUGUGUGUCAAAGUUAAACAUAGUCUUGUUUUUUGCCAAGUAUUAGUUUUCUAGGUUAUAGCUCAGGUGAAGAAAGCAUGAACCGUUCAACUGAUUUAUGCAAGUUGCUAGAACAUGCUUCAGUCAUUUUUAGGUUUUCUUUAACCCUUGUGCACCCCUUAGAAAAACGUCAAUUAACACCCCUACGGGACCGAGAUGGUCCCCUCCAUUUUGCUGCGGUAGAAAUAUGGUCUAAAUAAAUAUAUUCAAUUUUUAGUUUUGGCUGCCAUCAUUGACUUUUAGCCUAAUCAUAAAUAGCAAAACUUUAUUCAGGUUUUUUAUUUUAACCCCAUAAAUGCCAGUCUUUUUUGUAAAAACCCGAUAUUACUUUAAGUCGAAAAACACACUUGGUGAAUUCUUUUCAUCCUAUAAAUGCAAAUUGUUUUUUUAAACUUUUGAUUUUCAGAGCAUGGGAUUGGUGAACGUUGAUGAGAAAAUUGAUUAGAAAGGAUUUGUAUUUUUUCUGUAGUGUUGAAUAAUAAAAAAACUUCAAUUAACACCCCUACGGGACCGAAACAGUCCCCUCCAUUUUGCUGCAGUAAAAAUAUGGUAUAAAUAAAUAUAUUUAAUUUCAUUUUUUUUGGCUGUCAUCAUUGACUUGUAGCCUAAUCAUAAAUAGCAAAACUUUAUUCAGGUUUUUUUAUUUUAACCCCAUAUAUGCUUUUUUGUAAAAAGCUUAUAUUUUAUUUUAAGUCAAAACACACUUGGUGAAUUAUUCUCCAUCCUACAAAUGCAAAUUGUUUUUUUAAACUUUUGAUUAUUAGAGCAUGGGAUUGGUAAACAUUGAUGAGAAAAUUGAUUAGAAAGGAUCUGUAUUUUUCUGUAGUUUCUAAUAACACACACACACACACACACACACACACCAUCCAUCGAUCCAUCCAUCCCUUGCUUUUAUGCACGCACAUCGAUGAAGCCCUCCCUCUUCAGCUGCCCGCUAUGAACCUCACGCACUCACACACGCACGCACACACAAUCUUACACACAAUCUCACACACAUACACACACACACACACACACACACACACACACACACAGAAGGAAAGUGCAGGUGCAGAUUGUACAACUGCUGCAGUUUCUGGAAAGAUUUUGGCUAUUCUCACGGCUGCAUAUGCACACAGACACACAAGUAAUUUAUGAAAACACACGCACAUAAUCCAUGAUGUCCCUAAAACACACCUAAACAGUUUUUAUUGAAGAUAUGCAUGAAAUACACCAGCUCUGUGGGAAAAGGGAAAACAGUGCCCCUCUGGUUCUAAAGGGUAUGGCAGGAAAAAAGAAAUAUGGCACCAUCUGCUGGUCGGCAUAAAAAAAACCCAGUUUGACUCUCAAGGAAUAGGUUUAUCUGAGAAAAAAAAAAUAUCCAAAAGUUACACUGCAUUGGCAGUGUAUUGAAGGAAACAUGUUUCAAUGGGAGUCAAUGGGACCGUUUUGGACCUUAGGGGUGUCUACUGUAAUAAUAAAAAUUGCUCACAUGAAAAAAAGGUCAAAGGAAGAAAAAAAAAAAUAAUUGCACCUAAAAUUGCACAGUUUGACACACUUUUUAUGCCAUUUGCAUUAUCACAGCCAAAAUUAUCCACAAAAAUACAGUUACGGAGGACCAGAUCGGUUCUUAGGGGUGCAUAAGGGUUAAGCAAUGCCACUGAAUGUAAACAAAUACGAUAUACUGAGCAUUUUGAAACAGAAGCUGGAGUGUUGUGGGAUACUUUUUGUAGCCUAGUCAGAGUAAACACUGGUGAGAGGGGCCCUGAAAUUGAGGUUGAGGGCAGUUCCAGUAUAAAAAAGGCCUAAGCAGACACAGCCCUGAAUAUCAGUGUAUUGUGACAGAUGUGCAUAAAUGAAGCUCUUUCUGUUCUUUUGCUAGUGACAGUCAUUUAAGGGCAGUAAUGCUCUGACUUUAAAUAUGACCACAUUUGAAAUACCUCAGACAGCUUGAUGGGAAUUGUCCCAUACACGUCUUGUACAAAACUAACUAACCCUGAAUGUAGCAGCUAACAAAACCACUUUUUUUUAGAACACGUGGGCGUACCUCCAGGAGACUGGGAUCAGGCCAGAAGAGACCAGAAGGUUCUUCUUAAGGUCUCUGGAUGACCUUCUGAAUGUACGUACUUUUUUUUUUUGUCAUUGAUUUAAAAAAAAAUAUUUCAAAAACAUUUUGAGUUUUUGUUGAUUUUCUGGUGAUAAAAGUAACACCCCUGACUGUGGUUGUCUUUGUUCUCUCUACAGAUUGGAAGUUUAAUGUCUGACACUCCUGCAGACAGAGUUCUGGAGAUCAGGGACAAGCAGGCCUUUGUAGACAUGCUGAAGGGAAUGCUCCAGCUUGAUGCAGCCAACAGACUGACACCCUGUCAGGUGCUGGAGCAUUCCUUCAUCACCAUGAGCCACCUCAUCAGCAGGAUUCCCUACACGUCUUAGUAAGUGGAGACUAAAAUUCUUCAACAUUCAGAGUUAUUAGUACCUCCUCUGGAGAAUGUUUGCAGGAAAUACCUCACUUCUCCAGAACAUGUUUCUGUAAUAGAUGAUUUGUGUCUGCAUUACUUAUACUUUCUGUAAGUCACAUGACCAGUGAAUAAGUCUGAUUGAUUAUUUGUUGUCUUGCAGUGUUAUUUCAUCUUUGGAGACCAUGGCUGCCUCUAGAAACAGCAGUCCAGGCUCCAACAGUGGGAAUGCUGGGGGGUCUUCACAGCCUUCCCCCCCUAGCAAACCUCAACCCUCCCAGCAGAGCCGUCCUGCUUCUCCUAUUGGUAGCAGCUGCAGCCAAGACCGGUCACGCUCCACCAUCAACCCUCAUCCUCACACUCCUUCAUUAACAAGUGGAGGCCAGAAAGGGAGAAAAAGAAAGCUUGAUGAAGUUGAUGAUAGCACGGACGAGAGCUGCAAGUCUCCAAAAAAAGUGAAGUCUGGGCACAGGUAGGAUAAUCUGCAUCAGUCACAUUCUUAUCAACCAGUUGACAAAACAAAUCUAAAGAUUUUAGAGGUUGAUUGAAACAUUUCUGGUCUUUUUGCAUCAUAAUAAUUUAACCUAUUGAUAAAAUUACAGUGAAACACCUGCCUGCCCGUCCGCCUCCUGCAGCAGCCAGCAUGGAGCUGACAAGGCCCAGAUGAUCACUCCUAAGAGGGACCAGCCUGUUCCUCCUCCUCCAACUGACCACAACACAACCCUUCAUUCGAGCUUGAGUCAGGUUAAAGUCAAGGACAGAUCAGGACUCAAAAGAAAGGCAGCUCGAGAUGAGGAUGAGGAAAUGCUUGGUCAGACACCAGCAAAAAGGAGAAGGAUUUUGUAGCUGGUUCAGGUGAGUUGAUAUAAUCAACACACAAUGUGUAGUGCAUUUUCUUGUUUGAAAAAAGACGUACCAUGACAUGCUGUCAACCACAACAACACAUGAGUUUGUUUGACAAGUCAUUGUUGACUUCCAGGUGCAGAGGAGCAAUCUGAACCUGAGCAGUACAACCACAGUGGAGUGUUUGACUGUGAAAGUUAUUACAAUUGAACAUCAAUCUCCAUCUGGCUACCUUUAAAAGCAACAAUCCAGGCUGCAACAGUGAGAAUGCUUGGAGGUCUUCACAGCCUCCCUCCUCCCCAGCAAACCUCAACCCUCCCAGCAGAACCGUCAAGCUUCACCUGCUGGUAGCAGCAGCAGCCUUGACCAGUCAUGGUCCACCAUCAACCCUCAUCCUCACACUCCUUCUUCAUCAACAAGUGGAGGAAAGACAAGGAGAAAAAGAAAGCUUGAUGACGUUGAUGGAAGCUCUGACAAAACCUGCAUUUGUCUUAAAAAAGUGACGUCUGGACACAGGUAGGAUAAUCUACAUCAGUCACAUUGUUAUCAACCAUUUGACAAAACAAAAAUAAAAACUUUAGAGGUAGAUGGAAACUUUUCUGGCCUGUCUGCGUUGGUUUUUAAACUCUUUUAUGAAUUUGCAGCGAAUCACCUGCAUGCCAGUCGACCUCCUGCAGCAGCCAGCAUGCAACAAAUUGCGCCCAGAUGAUCACAACUUUGGGAGACCACCAAGUUCAUCCUGUUCUGCAGAACACCAACAAUAGAGGGGGAAAGAGAGCCAGAUCAGAAAAGGCUGUCAACAAACUGAUCCAGAAAGUCCUCAAACUGACCACAACGCAAAUCCUCAUCUGAGCUUGAGUCAGGCUGAAGUCCAGGGCCAAUCAGGACUCAAAAGAAAGGCAGCUCAAGAUGAAGAUGAACUUGGUCAGAGAUCAGAGAAAAGGAGUUUGUUGAAGGUUCAGGUGAGUUGAUAUAGUCAACACACAAUGUGUAAUCCUUUUUCUAGUUUGAAAGAUGAUCAUGCUGCCAUCCACAACAACACAUGAGUGUGUCUAACAAGUCAUUGUUGACUUCCAGGACCACAGAGGGGGACUGAAACAGAGCAGUACCACCACAGUGGAGUUUAUGACUGUGAAAGUCAUUACAACUGGACAGCAACCUCUAUCUGGCUACCUUUAGAAGCAACAAUCCAGGCUCCAACAGUGAGAAUGCUGGGGGGUCUUCACAGUCAUCUCCCCCCCAAGCAAACCUCAACCCUCCAAGCAGAGCCAUUCUGCUUCUCCUGCUGGUAGCAGCUGCAGCCAAGACCGGUUACAGUCCCCCAUCAACCCUCAUCCUCACACUCCUUCCUCAUCAACAAGUGGAGACCAGAAAGGGAGAAAAAGAAAGCUUGAGAAGGUUGAUGGAAGCUCUGACAAAACCUGCAAGUCUCCAAAAAAAGUCUGGGCACAGGUGGGAUAAUCUACAUCAGUCACAUUCUGAUCAACCAGUUGACAAAACAAAUCUGAAAACUUUAGAGGUUGAUGGAAACUUUUCUGGUCUUUCUGCAUCAUAAUGAUUUAACCUUUUUUUCUUAUCAAAUUACAGCAAAAAUAACAGCAUGCCAGUCCACAUCCUGCAGCAGCCAGCAUGCAACAGAUAUUGCCCAGACUAUCACUCCUUUGAGGGACCACCAUGUUCAUCCUGUUCAGCAGAACUCCGAUACUCAAUAGAGAAAGAGGAAAAGAGCUAGAUCAGGAAAUGGCUUUCAACAAACUGAUCCAGAAAUCCUCAAACUGACCACAAUGCGAAUCCUCCUGAAAUUUUUGAGGGUUGAUUGAAACUUUUUGGGGGUUUUUCUGCUUCAUAAUGAUUGAACCUUCUUUUUUUUUUUUUAUCAAAUUACAGUGAAACUCCGGCAUGCCAGUCUACCUCCUGCAGCAGCCAGAGUGCAGCUGAUGUCACCCAGACAGUCACUCCUUUGAGGGACCACCCUAUUUAUCCUCCUCAGCAGAACACCAAAACUCAAGAGAGGGAGAAGAAGAAGAAAAUGGUUCUGAAAAAAUCUGAUCAAGAAAGUCCUCAAACUGACCACAACACAACUCUUUAUCCGAGCUUGAGUCAGGCUGAAGACCAGGGCCAAUCGGGACUCAAAAGAAAGGCAGCUCGAGAUGAAGAUGAACUUGGUCAGAGAUCAGAAAAAAGGAAAAGGAGUUUGUAGAUGGUUCAGGUGAGUCGAUAAAGUCAACACACAAUGUGCAAUGCAUUUUCUAGUUUGAAACAAGAUCAUACUGUCAACCACAACAACACAUAAGUGUGUCUAACAAGUCAUUGUUGACUUCCAGGACUAGAAGAGCAGACUGAAUCUAAGCAGUACCACCACAGUGGAGUUUAUGACUGUGAAAGUCAUUCCAGCUAAACAACAACCUCUAUCUGGCUACCUUUAGAAGCAACAAUCCAGGCUGCAACAGUGAGAAUGCUGGGGGGUCUUCACAGCCCUCCCCCCAUCAAACAUCAACUCUCCCAGCAGAACUGUCCUGCCUUACCUGCUGGUAGCAGCAGCAGCCUUGACCAGUCAUGGUCCACCAUCAACCCUCAUCCUCACACUCCUUCCUCAUCAACAAGUGGAGGCCAGAAGGGGAGAAAAAGAAAGCUUGAUGACGUUGAUGGAAGCUCAGACGAAACCUGCAAUUGUCGUAAAAAAGUGAAGUCUGGGCACAGGUAGGAUAAUCUACAUCAGUCACAUUCUUAUCAACCAGCUGACAAAACAAAUGUGAAAUUUUUGAAGGUUGAUUGAAACUUUUUUGGGGGUUUUUUUGCUUCAUAAUGAUUUAACCUUUUUUUUUUUUUUAAUCAAAUUACAGCAAAAAUACCAGCAUGCCAGUCUACCUCCUGCAGCAGCCAGAGUGCAGCUGAUGUCACCCAGACAGUCACUCCUUUGAGGGACCACCCUAUUUAUCCUCCUCAGCAGAACACCUAA
Messenger RNA from Xyrichtys novacula (pearly razorfish), 7833 nucleotides. Lineage: Eukaryota; Metazoa; Chordata; Actinopteri; Labriformes; Labridae. The record is from the annotation of a GenBank genome assembly.